GGAAAGGAGCCGAGGGCGGAAGUGGCGCUGUUUGAGAUUUGGAGUAGGGGUAAAGGGGAUACUGAGUGGUCGGCGGACUGGUGGUUGCGGCGACGGUCCCGCAGGCGGGAGCGGCUGGAGAUUCGUUUUCCUCGCCAACAGUCCAGCCUCCUCAUUGGAGUCCAAGGCUCUUGUGACAGGCCAUGGCGGGCCGUGGUGGAGCUGCACGGCCAAAUGGACCAGCUGCAGGCAAUAAGAUCUGCCAGUUCAAACUGGUACUUCUGGGAGAGUCAGCUGUUGGGAAGUCCAGCCUUGUUUUGCGCUUUGUGAAAGGACAGUUUCAUGAGUACCAGGAAAGCACAAUUGGAGCUGCCUUCCUCACACAGACCAUCUGCCUAGAUGACACAACGGUCAAGUUUGAGAUCUGGGAUACAGCCGGACAAGAGCGCUACCACAGCUUGGCACCCAUGUACUACCGGGGUGCGCAAGCAGCCAUUGUUGUCUACGACAUCACCAACAUGGAUACUUUUGUGCGAGCCAAGAACUGGGUGAAGGAACUGCAGCGGCAAGCCAGCUCUAACAUAGUCAUUGCCCUGGCAGGGAACAAGGCUGACUUGGGCAGCAAGCGAGCUGUUGACUUCCAAGAAGCCCAGACAUAUGCAGAUGACAACAGUCUGCUGUUUAUGGAGACAUCAGCAAAGACAGCAAUGAAUGUGAAUGAAACCUUCAUGGCAAUCGCUAAGAAGCUCCCCAAAAGUGAACAGCCAUGUGCGGCAGGGUCAGCAGGUAGGAAUCGAGGUGUCGACCUCCAGGAGAGUAGCCAACCCAGCAAGGGGCAGUGUUGCAGCAACUGAGAGAUUCCUGCUUACUCCUUCAGGCAGCCCCAACUGGAAUGCACCUGAACCAAUCACACUUACAGAAGAACAGCUGCCAAGAUCCCUCCUUUUUUCCGUCCCCAAUUCUUCCUCUUUUCUUCAUUCUUCUGAUUACAAAAUGUGUGUGAGGAGGGGGAAGCAAAAACCACCUCCUCUUCUAUACAAAUGAUGAAUUCGUAUUUUUUAAAGUCUUAGUCACCUUUUUAAAACACAAAUGAACUGGGGCAUUCCUCUACCACUUUUCAUGGGUAGAUGGUGAUGCAUGUCUUCAGCGCUUUGGUCUUUCUGUUCUUUGCCUUUUAUUUUUCUGAAGGAUUUUACAGCCUUGCACUGUCUCACAGCUGCUUAGAAGACAGAAAUUCCUGUCUAAGACAGGAUGUGACUUUUGGAAUGUCAGCUUGGUGAUUCUAAGCCACUUCAACUGGUAGGGCUUAUCCUGUGGUAGUUAAAGGCUGGGGAAGAUGUGGAGAGUUGUGGACCUACUAUUUCCAGGGUUCCUUGGCUGGGAGCCUGGUUUAAAUAUGGCAUAGGCUUGGCCUUUAAUUAGCAAGUUACAGAACACACAGGUAACCACUAAAAGAAAAUGUAGCAUUAAUGCUAGAUCGAGAGAAACCUCUAUGCCUUGUUUUGACCAAAUCACAAUUAUGAGUAUUGGCAGGGUGGGGUUGGGGGGUGGGGUGCUGAUUUUCUUCUGUAUUUUGUAUUCUAGUUUUCAACAUGUAACCAAUCAGUAUCUCUUUAAUUACAUAUACAGACUAGCCUUUUGCCCACCUCUGUUUGCAUUGGGCUUUGGGUAUACCAACUCUGCAUUAAUUCUUUUAUUUACAUUUUGGAUGUAAUGCACUAAUUCAACCUAUUGAGAAAAAAUUGUAUAAAAAUUAUCACUUUUUUGAUGAACAACCUGCUGCCAUUGCUAAUCAUCCUAUAGUAUAUGUUGAUGAGUGUAUAGAUGCAGUAGGUAGGAAAAAUGGACACAAGCUGGGCUGUGGGGGGCAAAAACAUGUAUUCACAUACAGACAGAAUAUUGUUAAUUCCACUAAGUAAAGCUGCAGAAGGAAGGUUACAGAUUUUGCUUCUGAUCUAGUGCCUAAAGCAAUUUUGUCUUACUCAUACUGGUAUUUAAGAGAGAGUCUACAUUGGUCUCUUCAAUACAAAGCUCCUGUUGUGUAUGAUUUAAAAAAUUUUAUAAAUCUGAUAUUGACCAGAA
Messenger RNA from Varanus komodoensis (Komodo dragon), 2061 nucleotides. RefSeq names its product RAB5C, member RAS oncogene family (gene RAB5C). Lineage: Eukaryota; Metazoa; Chordata; Lepidosauria; Squamata; Varanidae. The transcript has 6 exons. The record is from RefSeq and is a predicted model, not a curated record. Gene Ontology annotation, molecular function: GTP binding; GTPase activity. The coding region runs from base 183 to 833 and encodes 216 amino acids.